This is a messenger RNA of Lactuca saligna, 811 nucleotides long. The record is from the annotation of a GenBank genome assembly. NCBI's taxonomy places the organism in Eukaryota, Viridiplantae, Streptophyta, Magnoliopsida, Asterales, Asteraceae.
UUAUAGAUAAAAAAAUCGAUGUAGGUUCAAUUAAUAUCAACCUAGCUUUUCCAACGAACCAAUCUCUUCAUACAAGCAUAGGAAUUAAUGGGCAAGAACGCCUAUAUAUAUCGUCACCUUGCACAACAUUUUCUUGCACCAGCAAUUACCAUUGAAAUCACAUAGAAAGGAAAACACAAGUUUCUUUUUAAGUACUCGUAUUCUUGAAAAAUGGCUAGAAUGGUAAUGAUGGUCUUAUGUGUAGUCGUUACAUGCAUGGUGGUGGCUGAAACCUAUGCUCAGGGUAUUACCUGUGAUCAGGUGGUUAGUGACUUAUCGCCAUGCUAUGGCUACUUAACAAAUAGCGGUGCUGUGUCAUCGGCAUGUUGCAGUGGGGUUGACGCACUCAAUAGCGCUGCAAAUUCAGCCUCUGCUCGUCAGACUGCAUGUAACUGCUUGAAGAGUUUUUACUCAUCCAACUCCGGCAUCAAUCUCUCUAACGCUGCCAGCCUUCCCAGCGACUGUGGUGUCAACCUUCCUUAUAAGAUCAGUCCAAGCACAGACUGUUCCACGGUGGAGUGACGCGGAGAUUCUUAUGCAUGUUUGGAAGACUGGAAGCAUAUAUAUCUAAAUUUAUAAUAAAUAUCGAGAGCAUUGUAUUAUUGUUAGACAUAUAUGACUGUAUGUGUCUCUUUAGUUUGUACCGGCCUUAAUUUCACUUCAAAUAAUGUCAUGUAAUUGCAUUUUAAUUAAUAGAUGAAUAUAUAAUAUUCAGAAUACGCAUAUAACUUAUACUAAAUAUGAAAAUUAUCUUCGCUAACGAAAUAAAAAU